Guillardia theta CCMP2712 is the source of this 3312-nucleotide messenger RNA. RefSeq names its product DNA repair in mitosis and meiosis, structural maintenance of chromosomes protein 5, SMC5 (gene Smc5). Lineage: Eukaryota; Cryptophyceae; Pyrenomonadales; Geminigeraceae. Gene Ontology annotation, cellular component: Smc5-Smc6 complex. The record is from RefSeq and is a predicted model, not a curated record. The coding region runs from base 1 to 3312 and encodes 1103 amino acids. Gene Ontology annotation, biological process: double-strand break repair via homologous recombination. The transcript is spliced from 13 exons. Gene Ontology annotation, molecular function: ATP binding; ATP hydrolysis activity.
AUGACUGCCGUCCAGGUUUCACAAGGAAGUUGGACGCAGCAUGCCUAUCCUGUCGGAGAAGAAAGGAAGGCAACUAGUUUGAAUGGACAAGCUGAGGUGAAGAGGAACAAGCUCAAAGCAGAGGGCUUGGAAAAAGAUAGCAAGCACCGAGCUUACAUCUUGCGCAUCCGCAUGCGAAAUUUCCUGCCAUACGACGACACGACGAUCCGACCUGGACCAAGAUUGAACCUGGUGGUGGGACCCAACGGGUCUGGUAAGAGCACGAUAGUGAGUGCGAUCUGCCUGGGCCUCGCUGGAUCUCUCAAGAUCAUGGACCGAGGUAAGAGUGCCAGCGACUUCAUCAAAAACGGAAAGAAUUCAGGAUCGAUAGAGAUAGAGUUGAGCCAACCUCACGGCAAAAAGGUCACCAUCCUGAGAAAGAUGAAGAAGAAUGAGAAGAAGUCUGAAUGGUUCAUGAAUGGCGAGCCGACACAGGAAAAGCAAGUUGCUGAAUUCGUCAAGGAGCAGAACAUCAAACUAGACAAUCUUUGCCAUUUUCUUCCACAAGAGAAGGUGGUCGAGUUUGCCAAGUUGGCGGACCGACCGCAGGAGAUGCUCAUCAAGGUGGAAGAGGCAGUUGGCCCUCCACACAUGCGAGAUGAUCACGAGGAGCUCAUCAAAAUGAGUGAGGCCGCGAGUCUCAACGCAAGAAGUUUCGAGAGCAAACAGAACCAGCUGAAAGAGCUUGAGGCCAAGCGAGAAACUUUGCGUGUUGCGAUAGAACGGUAUAAGCAGGUGCAGGAUUUGAAGCAGCUGCUAGAGAUCGUUGAGAAGAAGAUAUGCUACAUCCAACUUGAAGCUGUUCGAGUGGAGUACACGAAGCGUAAGAAUGCCGUUAAGGCUUUGAAGGAUGAGCUUGAAGUGAAGAAACGACAGUACGAAGAGAAGCGAAGCGAGCUCUCUUUGUUGAAGCAAAACAUGAAGAAAGCCAGGCAGAACAGCAGCGAACAUGACAAGAAGCUUCGGAACCGUCAACUUGAGAUUGAAAGUCUCCUUACUACUAUCAUCGAUUUGGAACGCGACAGCAAAAACCUGGAGAGGUCCAUUCGAGGUAAAGAAAAAGAGAAGGAAAUGCAAGAGGAGAAAAUACGCCGAUUGGAGAAAGAACUGAAUGAGCUGAAGGAUAAGCGAUUGCUGAAACGAGAAAAGCCGGCAAACCUGGACGAAGAGCUCAAAGAGAAUCAAGAGAAGUACAGCAAGGCGAUGCGAACUCUCAAGGGCACUGAGGCUGCGGGAGAAACGCUGAAGGCUGAGCGGGAGAAGUGUAGGAGUGAAGUGCAGCAGAAAGAAGCCGAGCUCAAGAACCACCUGAGCGUCUUCGAACGGAAGACCAGGAGCCUCAAGAACUCUCGUCCAGACAUCUACCGGGCCUACGAGUGGAUCCGUGAGAACCAGGACAGAUUUAGCGAGAAGGUGUACGGCCCCGUCUUCCUCGACAUCAACGUGAAGCAGAAGGAGCAUGCGGACUACACGGAGGCGGUACUUGGCCGCGACAUGGACUCUUUCGUGGUGCAGAACCGUCAAGAUCGCGAGAUCCUCACGACUGAGAUGAACAAGCCCAACUCCCCGCUCAAGCCCAUCACCCUCUACACCAUGCCCCCCGGGGCUCGGACCUCCAACUUUGAGCGCAAGACGCAGACGUUGGACAGCAAGGUGCUUCAAGCCUACCACAUCACCGGGAGCCUUCUUGACGUCGUCGACGCCGAGCAGCCGAUGCUGCAAUGGUUAUGCAGUGAGAAGAUGUUUCACAGGAUCUUGUUGGGCGAUAGCGUCACAUGGCAGAAGCGAAAUGAACUGGCGGAGGGAAGAGAGUUCCGGCAUGAGGACCCGCGUACCAAAAAGUUUCGACAUCUUGUCGCUGGCGAUGGCUUGUACACGCCAAACGGCUCGUUCCGAGUCAACUUCAGUAUCCACGGGUCUCGCAACAUGCUCUUCACUUCGAGUGACGUGAGACCGUCAAACCGUCUGAUUGUCGGCGAUGACUCUGAGAACGAGCGCAAGAAUCAAGAGAUCCAACGCUGCAGAGAGAAAUUGCAAGAGCUCAAUCAGCAGGUGGACGAAAAUCAACAGCUCGAAGACCAAGCUCGAGCUGCCCUCAAUGCAGCUGGAAACGAGUUGAAGAAGAUCAAGGACUUGGUCGUCCAGUUCGACUCUAAGGCGCUCGACAAUCAGAUCAAGGAGAAGGAGAAAGUGAUGAAGAUGGAGGCCAACAAGAAGCCGCUGCAGGGCAAGGACGAGCUUGUGGCCCGCCUCAAGAAAGUUCUUCAGCGUAGGAAAGACUCUUGCAAGGAGGUUGCGGACGCUGUUCGCACAUGUGCAGAGCUGCACAUGCAGCAGGUGGCGUCAGUGCUAGAAGCCGAGCCCUUGGAGAAGAAGUACAAACAGGUAGAGCAAGAGGAGGGGAGCAUCAAGAGCCAGUACAACACUCUCAAAGAGAACUACGACCAAGAACACGACGAGAUGCAGAAGAUCAAGCAGCGGAUGGACACGCUUCGCCGAGACAUGCCGGAGAUCAGCGAGGAAGACCAGGAAGCUUUCAGAAACUUGGAGGAAGGGGAGGAGGAGCUAGAGAGGAAGAGAGACAAGCUGAAGGAAGACAUCUCUAAGCUCGGCAUCCAAGCUGACCGACAGGCUGAGUUUGAUAUGGUCAAGUCGCAGAUAGAGGAGUUGAGCGGGGAGCUCAGCAACUUUGCGUCUGCGGUAGAGGAGGAGAAGAAGAAGCUGGAGAGGAAGAAGAAGUUGUGGCUGGACGGGGGAGACCGAGGGAACCCAAACAGGCAAGUCGGACUGCGAGAGAUCGUCGAGAAGAUCAACGAAUGCUUCAGCGACUCGUUUCAGCGCAUGGGGAACGUCGGGGAGGUCAAACUACUGGAAAAGAAGAACAAGUGGAACGAGGACGACUUUGCCAACUACGCCAUCACCAUCAUGGUCAAGUUCCGCGAAGAGCAGGAGCUGCUGCCUCUCGACGGGCGGGUGCAGUCAGGCGGCGAGACGUCGCUGUCAACGAUGCUCUUCCUGCUCAGCCUCCAGCAGAUCACCAGGUGCCCCUUCCGAGUCGUCGACGAGAUCAACCAGGGCAUGGACAUCCACUACGAGAAGGCAGUCUUCGAGAAGAUCGUGGAGUGGAGCUGCCGGGAGGACACGUCGCAAUGCUUCCUCAUCACUCCGAAGCUUCAGGGGAACCUGUUGGCCAACGUGAGGGACCAUAUCUCCGUCUUGUGCGUCUUCAAGGGAAGAGAUCUGUACACCGACCAGGAGGGUUGGGUGCUUUGA